Molecule: messenger RNA, 1356 nt
Organism: Ceratotherium simum simum (southern white rhinoceros)
Lineage: Eukaryota; Metazoa; Chordata; Mammalia; Perissodactyla; Rhinocerotidae
Gene: RGS2
Product: regulator of G protein signaling 2
Source: RefSeq, a predicted model, not a curated record
GCGCGCCCUGCUGCAGACCCCGGCGGCGCCAGUGGUUAGAGUAGCAUGCAAAGUGCCAUGUUCUUGGCUGUCCAGCACGACUGUGGCCCCAUGGACAAGAGUGCAGGCAGCGGCCCCAAGAGCGAGGAGAAGCGGGAGAAAAUGAAGCGGACUCUAUUAAAAGAUUGGAAGACCCGUUUGAGCUACUUCUUGCAAAAUUCCUCCUCUCCUGGGAAGCCCAAAACUGGCAAGAAAAGCAAGCAGCAAACCUUCAUCAAGCCUUCUCCUGAGGAAGCACAGCUGUGGUCUGAAGCAUUUGAUGAGCUGCUAGCCAGCAAAUAUGGUCUUGCUGCAUUCAGGGCUUUUUUGAAAUCUGAAUUCUGUGAAGAAAAUAUUGAAUUCUGGCUGGCCUGUGAAGAUUUCAAGAAAACUAAGUCACCCCAAAAGCUGUCCUCAAAAGCAAGGAAAAUAUAUACUGACUUCAUAGAGAAAGAAGCUCCAAAAGAGAUAAACAUAGACUUUCAAACCAAAACUCUAAUUGCCCAAAAUAUACAAGAGGCGACAAGCGGCUGCUUUACAACCGCCCAGAAAAGGGUAUACAGCUUGAUGGAGAACAACUCUUACCCUCGUUUCUUGGAGUCAGAAUUCUACCAGGACUUGUGUAAAAAGCCACAGAUCACCACAGAGCCCCAUGCUACAUGAGAUGGAAGACCAUGAGAUGGACCCCAAAAGUGGAGGACAUUUCAUUUUUUUCCUAAGGGGAAAGGCUGUGUGACCUGCCAAAAAGACUGACCUUGAAUUCACCCUGGGUGUUCAGGAGACAUCGCUCAGAACUAUUGAUUCAAAGUUGGGUAGUCAAUCAGGAAGCUGGUAGCCUUCUAGAAGGGGCUUGUAUCAGGAUGGCAUCCAUAACUGUGUAGAACACAGGGAGAGUGGUCUGAACGUGGCGUGUCUCACACUGGAAAAGCCAGAAUGGGAGACUGGAAGAUACGAUGUAAUGCUAGUGGUCCAAAAGCGUUUAGAAUCAGUAGACCUGGGAUUAUGUGGCCUUAGCUAGCUGGCUGUCCAUCUUUCCUUGAAUCAGUCCACGUUACCACGUAGUGGUUUUAGUUUUAGUUUAGUACUAAGUAACAUUAAAACGUUUACUGUGUGCAAGGGUAUUGAAGUUCUUUUGCCUCCAGAUCAUGAGUACUGUUGUCUCAUGUAACUCUAAACCUGAAAUGGUCUGUGUUUGAAUUGUUAAAUGGUGUGUGUAAUAGAAUGAGUGCUGUCAUGUAGAAAACUACAGUGUCCAUGAUGAGUGCCAAACUGUCCUGAAGGCAGCUACACUUUGAAGUGGUCUUGGAAUACUUUUAAUAAAUUUAUUUUGAUAAAUAA